Papilio machaon (common yellow swallowtail) is the source of this 2178-nucleotide messenger RNA. It is a transcript of the gene Mef2, whose product is annotated as myocyte-specific enhancer factor 2. The transcript has 9 exons. The record is from RefSeq and is a predicted model, not a curated record. The coding region runs from base 325 to 1533 and encodes 402 amino acids. Gene Ontology annotation, biological process: cell differentiation; positive regulation of transcription by RNA polymerase II. Gene Ontology annotation, molecular function: RNA polymerase II cis-regulatory region sequence-specific DNA binding; DNA-binding transcription factor activity, RNA polymerase II-specific; histone deacetylase binding. Lineage: Eukaryota; Metazoa; Arthropoda; Insecta; Lepidoptera; Papilionidae.
CGGCCGCAGUCGCACUCGCCGCGCCUUCGUAUGAGCUGUGUGCCGCUCUCGGCUCCCCGCACCCCGCGCCCCGCGCUCGUCUCGCCCGCAUUCUAGUCGUGGGUGUCGCGCUGUGCAGUCCUCGCGUGUGCCGCCGAGCUCAGUGCGCCGUUUGUGAGUGCUUUAAUUCCCGCCGAGUGUCAGUGCGACCGAGGAACUGUCAGCCGAUCGCGGAGGAUGUUAACAGCGCACGAUAGCAGCUGUUGACGUCUACAGUAGCAGACCGCUAGCCGGCCACGUAUCACUCGCCCCGCUCCCUACACCCCCUUCAAGAUUGCUGCCACCAUGGGUCGGAAGAAAAUACAAAUAUCCCGGAUCACAGACGAACGGAAUCGGCAGGUGACGUUCAACAAGCGCAAAUUCGGCGUGAUGAAGAAAGCGUACGAACUGAGUGUGUUGUGCGACUGUGAGAUAGCUCUCAUCAUUUUCAGCUCAAACAACAAACUCUACCAGUAUGCCAGCACCGAUAUGGACAAGGUUCUUCUCAAGUACACGGAAUACAACGAGCCGCACGAGUCACUCACCAACCGGAACAUCAUCGAGGCACUCACGAAGAAAGAGCAUAAGAACGGAGUGAUGUCACCGGACAGCCCGGAGGCCGAGCCCGAGUACAACCUGACACCGCGCACCGAAGCCAAAUACACGAAGAUCGACGAGGAAUUCCAAAUGAUGAUGCAGAGGAAUCAGCUUAACGGCAGCCGAGUGGGCGUGGGAGUAACGGGCGCCAACUACAACCUGCCCGUGAGCGUGCCGGUUGGCAGCUACGACCAGUCUAUGCUGCAGGCCAGCCCCCAGAUGCAUACCUCUAUCAGUCCACGGCCAUCGUCUUCGGAAACCGAUUCUGUAUACCCCAGCGGAGGAAUGUUGGAGAUGUCAAACGGGUACCCGGGAUCUGCGUCGCCGCUAGGUGCGGCGUGCACGCCCUCGCCCUCCCCCGGGCCGGCGCCCUCGCCGCACCGGCAUGCACACAAGCCGCACCAUGCGCCGCAUCACUCGCCACGACACAACAACCUGCGCGUCGUCAUACCCGGUGCCAUGCCGCCGCCGCAGGAUGACAUAUCAUACACCGGAGAGACACCACUCAGCUACUCAGGACUCGGCAAUUUCGGACCACAGGACUUCAGCAUGACCUCGGACAUGGGAAUCGGACUAUCUUGGGGCGCGCACCAGUUGCAGACACUACAGCACAACAGGUACAUUUUGCCGGUACUGGGAGGUGGGGGGACGCCGCCGCCCGCGCCGUCACCUAGCAACGUGAAGAUCAAAGCGGAACCGGUGUCGCCGCCGCGCGCUCCCGACCACCUGCACCGAGCACAGCUCGCACCCGCGCCCGCACCGCAGCCUGCGCAUCUUUCUGGAGUCAUCGAUGGUUCAGUAACAUCAAGCAACAUGGGCUCGCCGGCCGGGCAGGACAUGCGGCAUGCGAACACCGUGCCGCUGGACUACGAGCAGCCGCACACGAAGAGGCAGCGGAUCGAGGGCUGGGCCACAUAGCUAGGCUACGAGGCCUUCGGCCCCUGUCCGAGGCCCCUGCACCCGCACUGCUGAGCGCCCAGCCCCGGCCUCCGACCUUCGGUACCGUCCUGCAGUCCUACGUUCGAUAUCGCAACCCACUCCCGCUCUUUCCCUCGGUGCUGAAUUCGAAGUGUAACAAUGUUAAACUAUCAAAAGUCUGACAUGGUAAGGUGCAUCUGAAUUGAAGGUGCUCAAAAUUGAUGGCACGGUUCGCGUUUUGGACAUUAUUAAAUUUCAAAAGCUCCGUCGGAAAGGAGCCGAUGCUAAAUGUAUCCUUUCAUAGAACGAGUCGAUGUUGAAACAUAAGAAAUGCUUAACCCUUCUUUAAUACGUAAUUACUAUUACUGCACGUGCAAGUACACUAAAGAGUAAGAUUUAAUGUUAAAUUUAAGUACAAUGUUACAGAUAAAUGCAAACUUCUUGAACAACUUUUUUGUAAUAUUAUAAACGUACAUAACGUAUACUUAGAUCGCUGUAUCCCAUGUAAAUAGAAAACAUUAUUUGUACAAUCCGUGCCAUUGUCUGUUUAGCUUAAAAUUUAGUCAAUUUAAAAUUAGUAAUAGUAAGUGAAGACAAACACUGAGGUUCAAGUGAGGGAACUGUCUGUGAGCAGCCGAGUGACGU